Homalodisca vitripennis (glassy-winged sharpshooter) is the source of this 2497-nucleotide messenger RNA. It is a transcript of the gene sowah, whose product is annotated as ankyrin repeat domain-containing protein SOWAHC. The record is from RefSeq and is a predicted model, not a curated record. Gene Ontology annotation, molecular function: protein binding. The coding region runs from base 32 to 1492 and encodes 486 amino acids. Lineage: Eukaryota; Metazoa; Arthropoda; Insecta; Hemiptera; Cicadellidae. The transcript is spliced from 15 exons.
UUGUCUGUUAUUGUUGUGUUGUGUUGUGAAAAUGGCUGCCGCGAGUGAGUUGAGUUUAGAAGCAGUUCGCGAUUUUAUGUUGUUAAAGGGUGGAAAAGUGACAAAUCAUGACCUCGUCAAACAUUUUAAGAACUCUCUUACAAAUCCGGACACCAGAGUGCAGGCCCGCAACGAGUUCAAGGAGAUUGUCAACACGGUAGCAACUAUCAUCCGUAGUGACGAGGGAGAAAAAUACUUGGUAUUGAAGAAGAAAUACAGGACUCCGAGUUUGCAGAGUUCUGACUCCUUCGCCAGUGCUCUAACCUCCCCAGAUAUCAAUCCCUCACCAUCUAUGACCUCUCUGCAUUCCAUGGCAGACAAACGAUCCAUCUCACACUCCACAUCCCAAGAUUCUCUGGACAGCGCUACGUCCCCGACCCGACAGCCACCGCCAUACCGCCCCCCUCCCCCACCCGUCGUCUCAACACCCCCAUCCACCCCAGUGUCUGAUGCUCCUCCUGUACCUCCUCGCAAGAAGAGCACUGGAAGCAACAAAGAAAACUCUCCAGAGGUCACUGGAAGGCCAACAACCAUCGGUGCAGAAGCUGACGUAGAAGAAAGUGACCCCGAGAACAAAAUUAGCGUUAAGGAAUGUAUGCAAAAGUUUCAACGCAUGGCGUCAGAAAGUGCACUACAGAAAGCACAUCUUCCUGCUGUCAAAAAGAGAUUUGAAAAGGGUGGACCAGAUAAGGAUGACGACACGCAUUCUGUCACUUCUCUGGAUCCGAAGGCGCGGGAGUGGAUGGUGAAGGCUGCUCAGUCGGAUUACCAGGCUCUGUUCAAGUUGGCAUCUGAAAAUCCAAAACUAGCAAAGUUCAAGGAUCCAUCGUCCUGCUAUACGGCACUCCACUGGGCGGCCAAGCACGGUAACGUGGAUGUGGUCAAGCUGAUAGCCGGAACACACAAGGUCGACGUCAACUGUCGGACGAAUGGUGGGUAUACCGCUCUUCACCUGGCCAUGCAGUAUGGUCAUGAAGACAUCUUUAAUUUGCUCAAGGACGUUUAUGGCGCCAACCCCGCGAUUCGGGAUUGGAGCGGACGCAAGCCACGUCAGUACCUGACCAACAAGGACACCAGCGUCUCCGCGGACACUUUCAGAAAAAUCAAAGCAAGGAAAAAACAAUCCGAAAAGGACUCUGGUUUCUUGAGGAUUGGCUCCCUGAAUGUAAGAGUGAAGAGGACAACUGAGGCCUUCAGCAACUUUCUCGGAGUCGGCAAUGCUGACAAGCUGCACAAAACCUGGGGAUCUGCUGACAACCUUCCUCAGGGAGAUGCACGAAAAAUGCCACCACCAAAACACGCACCAAUCAAGAAACGCAAGUCAAAGCGAGCCAUGGACUUUGCUCAGCCUAUACCAAGGCCGGAGAGUGUCAUCAGCACCAAGUCUGGAGGUGCUGACAGUGACUCUGACACUGCUGCAGGGUUCGGAACUCAAUGGCAGGCCACCGUCUAGCUGUUUGACCUCCCUCACUUUUGCAGCAUUCAUGUCAUCACCACCAAGUCUGUGAGUGCUGACAGUGACUCUGACACUGCUGCAGGAUUCGGAACUCAAUGGCAGGCCACCGUCUAGCUGUUUGACCUCCCUCACUUUUGCAGCAUUCAUGUCAUCACCACCAAGUCUGUGAGUGCUGACAGUGACUCUGACGCUACUGUGAACUUUCAAAUCAAGUGGCAGGCUGUAAAACCUUCCAUUGCAUCACCCUGUACAUGUUCCUGUUAUUUUAUGUAAAUAAUUGUAUAGAUUACAGUGUACGAUUUUUGUAUUUUUUUAGCUAUUGACUAUUUUUAGAAUGUGUUACAUGUUUUAAAUGUACUCUCUAAAUGUAUGUCCUCAAAGGUGAAUGACAACUAUAUUGAUGUCUUUUAUUAUGCAAUUAUUAUAUUUGAUAUAAAUGUUUUUACUAGAGAAUUUGUAUCUAUAGUACAUAACGACACUUAGAAAUCUAGUUGCAUUAGAGGGGUUUUUUAAUAGUUACAAUAUCAGUCCAUUUGUAGAAGAAUUGUAGGCUAUCUAGAAACCUGAUAGCCAAAUAAUUUAAACAAAAAGUUUUUGCUAAGUAAGAUUUUUAUACAAAGGUGAACCUAAAAGCAUAAUUAAGGCUUCUUAGUAAGUGUUGUAUUAAUAAUAUGUUUUAUUAAACCUCAUUCACUUUUAACUUAAGCUAGUUUUAACCCCACUAUUUAUAAUAGUUUAUGCUACUACAGUCCUCAUUAACCAUCCAACAUUGUUAACAUUAUGUAAAUGUGUGCUAAUGCAUGUCAUUGUAUAAAUUGUAAUGUAAUAUGCUUAAAAAAAUAAGUGUUUUAUAGAUAGGUAGAUGUUAUUCAUUUGUUAAUAGUGUAUUUGAUGUGCUUGACAUAACAUGUAAUAAAAAGUUUGUUAUAUUUAUAUGUAGAAAAAUAACGGUGUAAUACAGUAAUGUGAUUAAUAUUUAUAAAUAAAAAUAACUGCUUUUGA